GAUUAUUUGUACAACUGGUUACUGUUAUCCAUUUAUUUGCCUCUACGGGGGAGAAAAGAAAAAACCAUGUUUUUGCUGUGUGCACCUGUCCCUUUUGUUAUAUACUCAGGUGACCCUUCUUAGCCCUCAGGGUAUAAACUGUCCGAUGCUCUGAAUAAAGUUGGCUAUUGCAUGAGGCAUUAGUCUGCCUCAUUUCUAGGCUCCACUCCCCUAGGCUCCACCAUCGUUAGAGCAGUAAAUAGGAAGAGAUACAAAAAUGGGCAGCAUAUGGAAGCAGCGAAUGCUUUGUAGUACUAGAAGAUAAAGCAAAAUGUUAGCUAUGAUAAACGUCAGCAGGGAGCUGAACUGUAGACCCUUUGGUGUGGCUAGUCCACGCACUUCAGAGAUGGAUGCUCUGCUUCUCCCUAAGCUAUUCUCCCAGAAAAACUUACAGAAGAUGCAAAAGAAUUUCUGAGUAAUAAGGAAUAACGAAAAGCCAUCAAAGCUGCUGCCAAAACUGUUAAAAUAAUCCCAGUAGUGGGUUAUUCCAGAAAACUGCAAGGAGAGAAAAGAAGAGAAAGAAAGCAGAUCACAUGGAGUGCUAGAGUCUGCAGGAUACAAGAAACCUUGGCUGUAACCAGUUAGAAGGAAAAGAGAUUUGCACUCAUCAGCCACAGUAGAAACAAAACAAAACAAAACAAAAGCUUGGAGUUUCAUAUCAGAUUCAGAAAGGGAGAGAUAGAACUGAACUGGCCUGAGCUUUGAAGUGACACCACUGGAAAAGCAAGGACAGGGCAACUAAGGGGACAUGGGAAGGUAAGACCUUACCAACGCAAAGGUCCCAUGUGCCUCUCCUGCUAAUUCAGAGUAAAAACAAUCAGAAAACCUGAAGUUGCUUACAAAGAUGGUGGGUAUUUACCUAAGACACCAGCUGGCCUCUGCUUCAACCCCACCCAUGGGUUUCUCCUGCCCAUUUUCCACACAGCAGCAAGAGUGGUCCUGCCAAGGGAGCAGCACAAAGCCACAGCUUUCCCAUAUCAUGAACUGCUGUCUAAGGGUUUGGCUUCACACAUCUGUGCCCCCCCAGGUUCCCCCAUGCCACAGUGCCCUCUAGCUUUGGACCUCUUACUCCUAUGCAUCCCUAUGCUUACCUCCCUCCAGUUGUAGCAGGCCUCAGCCCCCAUCUCUCCUAUAUGACACUUCUCUCACAUAACAGCAAAAUUAUCUGAAACUUGCUAGGAUAAUCAUGAGAUUAUCACAAUUCGACAGCCUGAUAAUUCUAUCAGAAGACUUUCACAAACUACCUGAUACAAGUCUGCAUAGCUCAACCUCCACCUGUUCCUCUCUCCUUAGCCCUCCAGCAUUCCCAACUAGAUGUCACAUUUUAUAUGUUGUCAUCUUUUCCAUUUUCUUCUCUAGAAUGGAAAUCUCAUGAAAGCAAGACCAUGCAGUAAUUGACUGCUCUCACUCAUAGCUAACAGUGACUGGGUCUGGAAAUGAUAACUGAAGCUUCCUUUUACCUGUUCAGUGCGACCAAGAGAAGGGUGUUUUUCAGAAAUGUGCAGAUUUUAAUACCUGCCACUUGGACAGCUCAUAAUUACAGCAGAGUAAGACAAGAAUCCUAUGACAAGGCAAAUGUCAUAGUGGCUGAGCAGAGUGGGGAGUCCGGAGAUGAUCCGUAUACCCUACAACACAGAGGGUGUGGGGAAGAGGGGAAAUACAUCCACUUCACCCCCAACUUCCUACUCAGCGAUGACUUAGCAGCAGGAUAUGGCUCAAGAGGCAGAGUGUUUGUCCAUGAGUGGGCCCAUCUCCGCUGGGGUGUAUUUGAUGAAUAUAACAACGACAAGCCGUUCUAUGUGAAUGGGCGGAAUGAGAUUCAAGCCACCAGGUGUUCAUCUGACAUCACAGGCGUUUUUGUGUGUGAAAAGGGCCUUUGCCCCCACGAAGACUGCAUUGUUAGCAAGCUUUUUAGAGAAGGAUGCACAUUCCUCUACAACAGCACCCAGAAUGCAACUGGAUCGAUAAUGUUCAUGCAGAGUCUACCUUCUGUGGUUGAAUUCUGUAACGAAGGUACGCACAACCAAGAAGCCCCAAACCUCCAGAACCAAGUGUGCAGCCUCAGAAGCACUUGGGAUGUGAUCAAAGACUCCUCUGACCUGAACCAUAGCCUCCCCGUGCCUGGGGUUGAGCUUCCAGCACCUCCCACGUUCUCCCUCUUGCAGGCUGGCGACCGAGUGGUCUGCUUGGUGAUUGAUGUGUCCAGGAAGAUGGCAGAGGGCCAUCAAAAAAGUGCCUACCUAGUGGGUUCGUUGGCAGCAUUGUCACAGUGCUUGAUUACUGCCUGCCACAUAUAUAUAUUGCAGGGAGGUAGACUCCUCAGACUACAACAAGCGGCUGAACUGUACUUGAUGCAGGUUGUCGAAGCGCAUACUUUUGUGGGCAUUGUCACUUUUGAUAGCAAAGGAGAAAUCCAAGCCCCGCUGCAACAAAUUAACAGUGAAAAUGACCGGAAGCUGCUGGUUUCGUACCUGCCAACCUCUGUAUCCACUGAAGCAGAAGCAAGCAUCUGUGCGGGGGUGAAGAAAGGCUUUGAGGUGGUUGAGAAGCAGAAUGGAAGAGCCGAUGGCUCUGUCAUGAUAUUAGUGACUAGUGGAGCAGAUGAACACAUCGCCAACUGCCUGCUCACCACGGUGAGCAGUGGAUCCACCAUUCACUCCAUAGUCCUGGGUUCCUCUGAAGCCAGAAAAGUGGGGGAAUUAUCACAUCUUACAGGAGGUUUAAAGUUCUUCAUUCCAGAUAAAUUUACUUCUAACGGAAUGACUGAAGCUUUUGGUAGAAUCUCUUCUGGAACAGGAGACAUCUUCCAGCAAAGCUUACAGCUUGAAAGCAGGUGCGAAACUGUGCAACCCCAGCACCAACUGUCGAAUACGGUAACUGUGGAUAGCUCUGUGGGCAAUGACACAGUUUUCCUAGUCAUGUGGCAGACUGGUGGUGCCCCUGAGAUUGUAUUAUUGGAUCCUAGUGGAAGAAAAUACAACACUGAUGACUUUGUCAUCAAUCUGGCCUUUCGGACAGCCAGCCUUAAGAUUCCAGGAACUGCUAAGCAUGGGCCCUGGACUUAUACUCUGAACAACACCCACCAUUCUCCUCAAGCUCUGAAAGUGACAGUGGCCUCCCGGGCCUCCAGCCUGGCCAUGUCCCCAGCCACCGUGGAAGCCUUUGUAGAAAGAGACAGCACUCAUUUUCCUCAGCCAGUGAUAAUUUAUGCGAAUGUGAGGAAGGGCCUGCAACCCAUACUCAAUGCCACCGUGGUGGCAACAGUUGAGCCGGAGGCUGGAGAUCCUGUUGCACUGCAACUUUUGGAUGAAGGAGCAGGUGCUGAUGUUAUAAGAAAUGAUGGAAUUUACUCCAGGUAUUUUUCCUCCUUUGCUGUAAGUGGUAGCUAUAGCCUGACAGUACAUGUGCGUCACUCUCCCAGCAUAAGCACCCUAGCCCACUCUGUCCCAGGAAGCCAUGCUAUGUAUGUACCAGGUUACAUAACGAACGAUAAUAUUCAAAUGAACACUCCCAAAAAAUCGGGCCACAGACAUGAGAAGGAGAGGUGGGGCUUCAGCCGAGUGAGCUCUGGAGGCUCCUUCUUAGUGCUGGGAGUCCCAGAUGGCCCCCACCCUGACAUGUUUCCACCAUGCAAAAUUACUGACCUGGAAGCCGUGAAAGUAGAAGACGAUGUGAUCCUCUCCUGGACGGCACCUGGGGAAGACUUCGAUCACGGGCAGACUACAAGCUAUGAAAUCAGAAUGAGCAAAAGUCUACGGAGUAUUCGGGAAGACUUUGACAAUGCCAUCUUGGUGAACCCGUCAGAGCUGGUUCCUCAGCAUGCCGGCACCAGGGAGACAUUUACAUUCUCACCCAAGCUUGUCACCCAUGAACUUGAACAUGAACCUGAUGAAGAAGCACAAGAAACCUACAUAGUGUAUGUGGCCCUGAGAGCCAUGGAUAAAAGCUCCCUCCGGUCAGCUGUGUCAAACAUUGCCCUGGUAUCGAUGUCUCCUCCACCAAACUCUGCUCCUGCGGCAAGCAGAGAUGAUCUGGUCCUGAAAGGAGUUCUAACAACAGUAGGUUUGCUAGCAACCCUUUGCCUUAUCAUGGUUGUAGCACACUGUACUUUAAACAGGAAAAAGAGAGGGUCAAGGAAAGAGAAUGAGACAAAAUUUCUGUGAACAAUCAGACACAGCACCUUCCUUCUUGUAUAUGAUGACCACGGCCUUUACAUCCACAAAAUAAAACGCCAACAAAACCAAAUUAGCCUCCACAUUAGGACUUUUACAUAGAAGAUAGAUGUUUCACCCCCAACCCCCCAAAAUCAACUUUUGAUAAUCAUUUUGUGGAAAGGGUUAGAAAACAAUGUAAGGUUCCAGUUAUGGAAAAAUAUAAGGACCAAAUCAAAUCAGUCAGGAAAAGCUUGGUUUCUUGAAGUCCAGGUCAGAAGAAGUUCUGGGUACAGAAAAGGAUGUUGGGCCUGAGUUAGACAGUGUAACUAUCUAUUGUGUUACUUUGGUGAAUUUCUCAUCUCUGCUUAUCUGUGCAGAGCACGAUGCCUGUUUCUAACUGACAACCAAGCUGCUUUAUAGACGAGGCCACACUCUAGGGUUCUUUAUAUCUUGUCCUUUGGUUACAAGCCACCACUAAUGCACAGGCAGGACUUUCCCACCGUGAGAGGAGACCUGAGAAUGCAGCUGUUGUGCUUGGCUCUUGGAUGCUGAUGUGUAGCAGUGCUCAGGUCACCUGAGUUUAUUGUUUGUAAGACUUUAGUGUCAUUGAAGCAGCUUUCUAAGUCAUUGCCUUGGAAAUAAUUGAGUUAAAAUGGUUACCAAUCCAAUGAGGCUUUAAGUAAAGGGUAAAAGACAUUAUUCUGAAAUAAUUUUUACAUAUAUACCAUAUAGUUUUGUUCCAUCUCAAACAAGAAGUCAUGGAUGGAAAGGUGUUUAGAACCAACUCUCAAAUUCUGUCCUGGUUAAAUAAGAAUCCACAAAUCUCUUCUUCAUGAAGGACACAGAGAGAAGACAGCAGAGAAAAUAAAUAUAGAAAUAAGAACUGUCUAAGGUCACUUCUGCCUUUUGAAAAGUGUUAAUAGUAUCAUGUCAUUUCUAAAUUCAAGAGCUUGAAAGUUUAUUGAAUAAAUAUGAUGUUACAGAUGAA
Molecule: messenger RNA, 5181 nt
Organism: Mastomys coucha (southern multimammate mouse)
Lineage: Eukaryota; Metazoa; Chordata; Mammalia; Rodentia; Muridae
Gene: Clca2
Product: chloride channel accessory 2
Exons: 16
Coding region: 1476-4202 (908 amino acids)
Biological process (GO): chloride transport
Molecular function (GO): intracellularly calcium-gated chloride channel activity
Source: RefSeq, a predicted model, not a curated record